Molecule: messenger RNA, 2316 nt
Organism: Brassica napus (rape)
Lineage: Eukaryota; Viridiplantae; Streptophyta; Magnoliopsida; Brassicales; Brassicaceae
Product: galactolipase DONGLE, chloroplastic
Exons: 1
Coding region: 859-2280 (473 amino acids)
Biological process (GO): jasmonic acid biosynthetic process
Cellular component (GO): chloroplast
Molecular function (GO): glycerophospholipid phospholipase A1 activity
Source: RefSeq, a predicted model, not a curated record
UCUUCAAUUUAAAUAUAGCUCAGACUUUGUCCAGUACUAUGAUAUAUUUUAAGAUUAUAAUCACCACGAUAUACACCCUGAAUCCAAGUUGAUUAGUAAACUUACCUAAUGUAGUUGCUAUAGUUAAGUACAUUUAUUAUUUUAUCUACUGAAUAAAUGGUAAAGGUAAUAGAUAUGAUGAUAGAAAUCAUACUGAGAAACAUCAACAUCCGGAAUCAUACUUCCAAAUAAACUCAUUCUUUCUCUUAUUUUGGUAAACAUUAUCUUUCCUUUUUUCCCCUAAAACGUUUGUUGUAAACUCUAAAAAGGUGUAGAUUUUUUUCCAACGAAAGAAAAUAAGAAUCAAAUGUCAAAACUUUUAUAUCCACUGUAUUAAACUCACAGUUAUAAAGUUCUCCGACCACAACCCACCUAAAUCAUUAUAGAGUACCUAGUUAAAAUUAUUGUUUUUUUGUUCUAUUUUUGUUUGUAUUCAGACACCGAGUAGUCAAGUAAGUAUAUAUAAGAGAAGCAUGAGGCAUGAACAGAGUUUAUAAGAUUAAUAGAAAAAUGUUAACUAACCGGAACCGACCACAUAAAUAAAUAAUUCUUGCCUCCCAACGCUUUUAUUAAAACUUUUGUACCAACGAUACCUUUUGAAUAUUUAAUUUCUCAGUCAAUACUCGCCGAACAAGUUUUGCUUUUUCUCUCUCCUCAAAAUCUCCAUUCACAUUUUUGCUCUAUAAAUAUGCAUCUCACUUGUUGUCUCUCUCUUUAUACUUGAACCAACAUCUCUCUCUCUCUCUCUCUCUCUCUCUCUCUCUCUCUCUCUCUCUCUCUCUCUCUCUCUCUCUCUCUCUAACAUAGUGGCCUCCAUUAAUGGCGACCAACAUAUUCACUCAAAGCCCUAACUACUCUCCAUUUCUCAUUGGAGAAAAAAUUCCUCAACAGAAACACAAUCUUGGCCACAUCUCUCUCUCAGACAAAACCUCUAAUAAAAAGCUUGUAAUCUCUUCUUCUAUAAUGGCCCCUCCGAUUCCAUCUUCUUCUUCACUCUCUCCUCCUUCUUCUUCUUCUAUGGUGGCUCAUCUUCCUCGAGCACCACCAGCAUCAUCUCUGCCGUUGUCUCGAGUAUGGAGAGAGAUACAAGGAAGCAAUAACUGGGAAAAUCUAAUUGACCCUCUAAGCCCUAUUCUCCAACAAGAGAUCACUCGCUACGGGAACUUACUCUCCGCUUCUUACAAAGGUUUUGAUCUAAACCCUAGCUCCAAACGUUACUUGAACUGCAAGUAUGGCAAGAAAAGCCUGCUUAAAGAAUCCGGAAUCUAUGACCCUGAUGGCUACCAAGUCACCAAGUACAUCUACGCCACGCCAGACAUCAACAUCAACCCUAUCCAGAACGAGCCUAAUCGCGCACGUUGGAUAGGGUACGUAGCGGUUUCCUCUGAUGACUCGGUGAAACGUUUGGGGAGGAGGGAUAUUGUGGUGACGUUUCGUGGGACUGUGACCAACCCUGAGUGGAUGGCUAACCUAAUGAGCUCCUUAACUCCAGCUAGGCUUGACCCUCAUAACCCUCGUCCUGAUGUCAAGGUUGAAUCUGGCUUCUUGAGUUUAUACACAUCCAGCGAGAGUGAAAGCAAGUUCGGGCUAGAAAGCUGUCGUGAGCAGCUUCUCUCCGAGAUAUCGAGGCUUGUCAACAAGUACAAAGACGAGGACAUGAGCAUAACGCUUGCGGGGCAUAGUAUGGGGAGCUCUCUAGCUCACCUUCUAGCUUACGACAUAGCAGAACUCGGCUUGAACAAGAGAAGAGGCGAAAAAGAUGUUCCGGUAACUGUAUUCUCAUUCGCGGGUCCAAGGGUUGGUAACUUGGGGUUUAAGAAAAGAUGUGAGGAGUUAGGAGUUAAAGUCUUGAGGAUCACUAAUGUAAAUGAUCCGAUCACGAAACUCCCUGGUUUCUUGUUCAACGAGAAUUUUAGGGCGUUAGGUGGAGUUUACGAGCUUCCUUGGAGCUGUUCUUGCUACACUCACGUGGGAGUUGAACUCACGCUCGAUUUCUUCGACGUUCAAAACAUUUCUUGUGUCCACGACCUCGACACUUACAUCAGUUUAGUGAACCGUCCGAGAAGCUCAAAGUCUACGGUUGCAGAAGACAAUUUUGGUAGCAACUUUUUCAACAAAACAAGUCAGAUGAUGUUCCCUAAAGGACAACGUCGAGCGUUGCGGUUAAGAAACGCAGCGACCAAAGCGGCGUAUCUAAUUGGGUCUGUAUCCAAUCAUAUGAUGUAUUGUAAUAUAUUUUAGGUCUAGAAAUUUGAUCGAAGGUAAAAAUUUUGGGUC